Molecule: messenger RNA, 1905 nt
Organism: Antechinus flavipes (yellow-footed antechinus)
Lineage: Eukaryota; Metazoa; Chordata; Mammalia; Dasyuromorphia; Dasyuridae
Product: keratin, type II microfibrillar, component 7C-like
Exons: 9
Coding region: 1-1479 (492 amino acids)
Biological process (GO): intermediate filament organization; keratinization
Cellular component (GO): keratin filament
Molecular function (GO): structural constituent of skin epidermis
Source: RefSeq, a predicted model, not a curated record
AUGUCUUGUUAUUCCUUCCAAGCCAAGUCAAGCAGUAGAAUCCGGAACUUCAGCUCCUGCUCAGCCUUCGUGCCCAGGAUGGGUGACCGCUGCUGCAUCACUGCUGCUCCCUACCGAGGAGUGUCCUGCUACAGGGGACUGACUGGCUUUGGCAGCCGCAGCGUCUGUGGAGGCUACAGGGCUGGCUCCUGCGGCCGUAGCUUUGGCUACCGCUCUGGCGGAGUGUGCGGACCCAGCCCCCCCUGCAUCACCACUGUGUCUGUCAACGAGAGCCUCCUGACCCCCCUCAACUUGGAGGUCGAUCCCAAUGCUCAGUGUGUGAAACACGAGGAGAAGGAACAGAUUAAGUGCCUGAACAGCAAGUUCGCAGCCUUCAUCGACAAGGUUCGAUUUCUGGAACAGCAGAACAAACUCCUGGAGACCAAGUGGCAAUUCUACCAGAGCCGGAAAUGCUGUGAGAGCAACCUGGAGCCCCUGUUCCAGGGAUACAUUGAGACCCUGAAGCGGGAACUAGAGUGUGUGGAGGCUGACAGUGGGCGCCUGGCAUCUGAACUCAACCAUGUGCAGGAAGUGCUGGAGGGCUACAAGAAGAAAUAUGAAGAGGAGGUGGUCCUGAGGGCAACAGCAGAGAAUGAAUUUGUAAUCCUAAAGAAGAAUGUGGAUUGUGCCUACCUCCAAAAAUCAGACUUGGAAGCCAAUGCAGAAGCCCUAACAGAGGAGAUUCAAUUCCUGAGAGCUCUGUAUGAAGAGGAGAUCCGAGUCCUCCACACCCACAUCUCCGAUACCUCCAUCGUGGUGAAGAUGGAUAACAGCCGAGACCUCAGCAUGGACUGUGUCAUUGCUGAAAUCAAGGCUCAAUACGAUGACAUUGCCAGCCGCAGCCGGGCUGAGGCCGAGUCCUGGUACCGCAGCAAGUGUGAGGAGAUGAAAGCCACAGUGAUCCGCCAUGGGGAAAGUCUGCGUAGAACUAAGGAGGAGAUCAAUGAGCUGAACCGCAUGAUCCAGAGAUUGACUGCUGAAGUGGAAAAUGCCAAGUGCCAGAAUUCCAAGCUGGAGGCUGCUGUGACACAGUCUGAGCAGCAUGGUGAGGCUGCCCUCAAUGAUGCCCGCUGCAAGCUGGCAGGUCUGGAGGAGGCUCUGCAGAAGGCCAAGCAGGACAUGGCUUGUCUGCUGAAGGAGUACCAGGAGGUUAUGAACUCCAAGCUAGGUCUGGACAUUGAGAUUGCCACCUACAAACGGCUGCUGGAGGGCGAGGAGCAAAGGUUGUGUGAAGGUGUUGGAGCUGUGAAUGUCUGUGUGAGCAGCUCCCGGGGCGGAGUGGUCUGCGGAAAUCUCUGUGUGUCGGGCUCACGUCCAGUAACGGGCAGCGUCUGCAGCGCCCCGUGUAGUGGGAAUCUGGUGGUGAGCACUGGGGGCUCCUGUGUGCCCUGCUCUCAGAGCUUCAGUCGCGGGAGCAGCCGCUCGGUCCGGUUUGCUUAGAUCCCCCCAAACUUCAGCUGUAAAUAACCCCUUCCCCGCUCCCGUGGGAAUCAAAAGGUAUAGUCUCCUCUCUGGACAACGAAAAUGCGCAGACUCAGAACCCAAACUUCGGAAUGGAGGCCGAAUUAUUGGGAGACCUGAGGAUGCCCACGGAGAGGGGGAAAAGAAUGGGGGAGAAAAGAAAGAGGAGGAGUUUCCAACUUUGCAGCUGUAUCUCCUGGACAGCUACCUCUAGCCGGCUCCCAACUUCCUUUGGUCCCAUAUAUAUCUUAAAUUUUUGAAGGGGCACCUUCCCCAAGCCAGAACCGGUUCGCCCCUGUCCAAUCCCCGACCUACUAGACUGGCUAGCCCCUACCUGUACUCUCUCCGCCUUUCCUCUGGACUUGACUACUGAAUUUCUAAUAAAUUAAUCUUUCUUGCACUCCA